Molecule: messenger RNA, 858 nt
Organism: Amphibalanus amphitrite
Lineage: Eukaryota; Metazoa; Arthropoda; Thecostraca; Balanomorpha; Balanidae
Exons: 4
Molecular function (GO): protein binding
Source: RefSeq, a predicted model, not a curated record
ACAUCGGACGGCGGCCCAACGCGCGGGCCGCCGCUUCAUUCUGCCUCGUUCGCCCGGCAGUGCCGGGCCAUUCGAAUUGGGCUCGCUCUGGUGACUUUCUGCUUCGACAGUGCUCUCGGACAGAUCGGUCACCUCGCCGCGCUGUCGGUCCAGUUGAGCCGCAAAUGGCGUCCACUCUGGGAGUGCCACUGCAGGUGCGCGUGCACACAGCCGACCGCAAGGGUGCCGGCACAGACGCCAGGGUGUUCAUCAAGCUGCGCGACUCGGCCGGCACGGAGAGCCGCCUCACCCAGCUGGACAACUUGCACGUGGACGACCACGAGCGUAACACUGUCAGCGAGUUCGAGCUGCCGGCCAGCACGGCCGCCGCGCUGGUCGACCUGGACAGCAUCGUCCUCGUGCGCAACGCGGCCGGCGCCGACGGCGGCUCGUGGCUGCUGGAGCUGGUGGAGGUGUCGGCCGGCGGCGGCCGCUGGCUCUUCCCCGUCCACCGCUGGCUGAGCCCCUACACCGAGUACCGCAUCAGUCAGUUUGACAGCAGCCUGCCGCAGCACGACGACCCGGACAUCAGCGCUCGCCGCGCGCGCGAGCUGCUCGACAAGCGCGGCCAGUACCAGUACGCGCAGCACAUCGCCGGCGGCCCGGUGCAGAUAAAGACUCUUCCUGAAGACGAGCAGUUCUCGGAGAAAUACCAGUUUGGCUUUGGAAGGGAGCGCGAAACGCUUAUGAUGAAGACCGAGGCCAUUGGAAUGACCGAGGACAAGUGGAAUUCGUUCGAGGAAAUGAUGGAAGCAGUGAAGAGCACGAUAGGAACACCUGAUGUAAGUGCAACCCAGCUGUGUUCGUGUGCCUGCGCGU